GUACCCGCUGAGCCUGCACGAUAGCCCUGGGGCUGGUGGUGGAGUUCUUGCAGCUGACUUCUCCUUUUUUAUGCUCUUUGGCUCUCCAUGCGAGCCAGAGACAAAUGGAUGCAAUUGCCAGCGGCAGCCUCAAGAGGAAGUUUGAAGAUGUGGAUGUGGGCUCGCCCGUCUCCAACUCGGAUGAUGAGAUCUCCAACAGCGACAGCGCCGACAGCUGCGAUAGCCUCAACCCCCCAAGCACCAUGGGCUUCAUACCCACAUCCAUCCUGAAGAGGCAGAAGCAGCUGCGCAGGAAGAAUGUGCGUUUCGACCAGGUGACCGUGUACUAUUUCGCCCGACGCCAGGGCUUCACCAGCGUGCCCAGCCAAGGGGGCAGCUCCCUGGGCAUGGCCCAGCGCCACAACUCCGUCCGCAGGUACACGCUGUGCGAGUUCGCCCAGGAACAGGAAGUGAAUCAUCGGGAGAUCCUCCGGGAGCACCUCAAGGAGGAGAAACUCCAUGCCAAGAAAAUGAAGCUGACCAAGAACGGCACAGUGGAGUCAGAGGAGGCAGACGGCCUGACCCUGGAGGACGUGUCGGACGACGACAUUGAUGUGGAGAACGUGGAAGUGGAUGACUAUUUCUUUCUGCAGCCACUGCCCACCAAGCGGCGCCGAGCCCUGCUCAGGGCCUCCGGAGUUCACCGCAUCGAUGCUGAGGAGAAGCAGGAACUGCGCGCCAUCCGCCUGUCGCGAGAGGAAUGUGGCUGUGACUGCCGCCUGUACUGCGACCCCGAAGCCUGCGCUUGCAGCCAAGCUGGAAUUAAAUGCCAGGUGGAUCGCAUGUCCUUCCCAUGUGGCUGCUCCAGGGAUGGCUGUGGGAACAUGGCCGGGCGAAUAGAAUUUAAUCCCAUCCGAGUGCGGACUCACUAUCUCCACACCAUCAUGAAGCUGGAGCUGGAGAACAAGCGGCAGGUGAGCCGGCCCCAGGCCUUGGAGGAGGAGUCUCUGCACAGCUCCGGCAACGACUGGCUGGGAACGCAGCCCUCGGAGACACAAGACUUCCAGGAGUUCAUGGCAGAGAACGAGACAGCUGUCAUGCACCUGCAGACGGCGGAGGAGCUGGAGAGGCUGAAGGCUGAGGAAGACUCCAGUGGCACCAACAUAGAGAGCUUAGGAGUGUGCAUCCUUGAGGAGCCUCUGGCUGUGCCUGAGGGGCUGUGUCCAGGCCUACCCACGCCUAUCCUCAUUCAAGCCCAGUUCCCUCCGGGCUCGUCUGUCCUGUGCUUCGCAGACAGCACUGAGCACGCAGCCUCGGCUGGGGGUGACCAGUCCUACUUGAACAAUGGGCCAGUGCUGUACUACCAGGUGGACCAAAGGUCCGUGCUGGGGGUGAAGGGGGAGAGUGGCACGGAGGAGUCGGAGAUGCCCUCUCCUUACACGAAUGAGAAGGAUCUGAGCAUCUUCUCCGUCCCCGUGGCCUCGCUGGUGCCUUGCAGCAGAGCCGUGGCCCCAAGCAAGACAGAGACAGGGAAAGUAGCCGCCUUGUCUCUGGAGCCCUCCCCACCCCACGAGAGCUGCAGGGCAGCCGCAGCUCCUCUGUUCCGUACAAACGCUCCGUCGUCUGGACCGGAGCAGGCCCCGGAGAGAGUGUGUGAGCUGCCUUCCCCGGAGGAGCGGUCCCUGGGGCCCGCCCUGGCUGUGUGACCCAGCCCCUGGCCCCUCCAGGAGCUUUUUCUGAUGUCUAUUUAUUGACAGAUAUUUUAUCGAGUGGCAGUAGCCGCUGAGGAUUAUUUAAUUGGUAUCGGGGGUGGGAGCCGAGCUGCUUUCUAUGAUUUCACAGAAAACCAAUGAAACCAAGCGCUUGUGGCAGUCUCUUGAGAGGCUCCCUCUUCAGAGAGGGUGGGGUACCACAUCUAACACUGGAGGUGCUGCUCCAUGUGCCAGAUGAGGGAGGAGGCUCAGCUGAGCUCCCUCCCAUUUGUGGAACUGGGUGUGUCUCUUCCCCCCUCCCCCCCCACCCACAGGGACCAUCCUAUGUGAAUCUGUGUCUGUCUCCUAUAAGCAAUAGUGCGAAGCUGCCUCUUGUUCCUCCCCUUUGAGCACCAGACUUGGCCUGCGGGGCAGCAGGGACGUCUUUCUGUGGUUGCUUCCCCCCGCCUCCCCCACCCCGUGAUAUCGAAUGUGUUCGUGUGGCAGAGUCUCCAUCCUGCUUCUCCCAGGUGAAACUGACAACAUUCCUACCAUGCCAUCUGCUUCAGCACUUGCCCUUGGAACCUCCUGUCUGAACCCCACCCCAGCAGCGGAACAGCCUGGGCUCUCCAUGCUCACCCUUACCGUGCGCCAGAGAGAUGGCUUUCUGUGGAUCAGUCAUCCCCCAUGACUGGUUACGUUUCCUCUUUCGGCAUGCAACCAUUUUACAAACCAACACCCAGCUUAGAGUCUCCUGCUUGGCAGUAACUUUGUCCUGCCCCCUCCCCCCCGACUUUUUUUUUUUAUUUUUUAAAUGUGCUGAAUGUUUACUGGGCCAUUCUGUGACCCAUUGCCUGUAACUGACACUACAGUCCCUGUGCUGGGCUGUGGCAAACCCCUCUGGGAGCUCCCUGUUUGGACCUGGGCUCCUCCAACGGAAUUGCUCUUCUCUGUGGAAGUAUGAUCGUUGGAUGGUGGAGAUGGGGGUGGGGGGAUGCUACCUAACUGUUUCCUAAUCAUGUCAAUGUUUUCUGUUUUAAUUGCACAGGAAGUGGAGUGGGACGGGGAGGACCAAGAACAUGAUCCAUACGCUCCUCUAAAAAAAAAGUUUCCUGCCACCCAGUCACUUAAUAGCAAUCCCCUGUCCUGGCUCAGUCUAAACUGGAGGGCAAGAGGUUUGCGUGCAAUGGAAUUGCAGCCCUGGGUGACUGAGUGAGCAGCAAAUCUUUCAGUUGUUGGAAGAAAUUGGCCCUUUCCCUACUAGGGCUGUCUGUGAAUUCAGCAGAGAUCGCAAAGGUGCAAUAUGUUGAUGGCAGAGAAGGUGCUUGUGCUCUGGGCUUGCCUCCCAGCCUGGUACAGGGAGGCACAUCAUCACCAUUCUAAUAAGCCCCAGCAUUUCCCCCAGACUUGGGAAAAGACUAAAUCUUCUCAAAACUGCCACAAUUUCUGUCCUAACGGCCCAUCAACCCUGCCUUCCAGGCAGGUAGUGAAAGCACUUUUCUCCCUAACCUCACAGGCAUCUUUCCUUCUGUGAUAAAAAGCUGGUACAGACCCCUUCCUGAGUCCCCUCAUUCUCUUGGCCCAAGGAGAACCCAGUUGUAUUUCUCUGCACUGUACUCUCUAAAGGGCCAGGACGCAGCACAACUGCAGCACUAAACUUCUGCGGAGAGUAGAAAUACCUUCCCCUUCUCUUUCAGAUGCAUGGAGCCUGCCAGGCUCCCACAACAAUCUUGUCCAUGUCACUCUGUUCCAUUACAGGUUUCUUAAGA
Molecule: messenger RNA, 3439 nt
Organism: Chelonoidis abingdonii (Abingdon island giant tortoise)
Lineage: Eukaryota; Metazoa; Chordata; Testudines; Testudinidae
Gene: CSRNP2
Product: cysteine and serine rich nuclear protein 2
Biological process (GO): regulation of transcription by RNA polymerase II
Cellular component (GO): nucleus
Molecular function (GO): DNA-binding transcription factor activity, RNA polymerase II-specific; sequence-specific DNA binding
Source: RefSeq, a predicted model, not a curated record